AUGAACUGCGUGGGGUUAGCUAAAGUGUGGGAGAGCAAUGCCCAAAUUCGAGAUCGCCUACGUGGUGAGCGAAGGUUGCUGACCCAUCCUCCUGAGGAAAGUUUCUGCAAAUCGAACCGCCCGAAUUGCAUUUCCAAUGCUGAUGUUUUGAAACCCGUUCUGAAGAGAUUGGGGCAAGAUAAAAAACAUCGCUUGCCACACCUGGAAGCAUUCAAGGCAGAGGUAGAAACAAUACAUGAAAAAUGUGGCAUUACCUCAAUGGCAGAAAAAGGAAUCUACAAGUGCACGAUGGAACUAAAGCAGUUAGCUGGGUUCGUGAAGCGCCGAUCGAACAGGAAAGAGGUCACGAAGGAACGGGGCGCGAAUCUCGUCGAAAAGAAGAAGCAACUGAUGGAGAUGAUCGCCAAGAAGAAGGCCGAACUCGAGGCCAAGGCAGCUGCUGCCCAACGUGGUGCUGAGCAGAACCUUCCGCCUAUUGGUGGCCCACCGGAUUCGAACGAACCGUCUCCAAAGUCAUCCCCGAAGCCGAAAGGCAAAAUGAAGAAAGGAAUCUCUGCUGCGUCUGACUGGGAUGAGACCCAGCCUAUGGAGGAAAUGGAGAUGAACUUUGACAUGGCCAUGCCGUUGACGAAAGAAGAGGAGCAACAUACCGCAGCUCUUGUGGCUAAUAGCUUGCCGGAGGAGGUACCUGUUCUCACCCGCCGAGACCAAUUGAAGAUGAAGCAGGCAAAGGCUGAUGAAAAGAAGAAAGCGAAGGAUGCGAAGAAGGAGGAAAAGAAAAGUAAGGAAGAUCCAGGUGACGAAGCAGAGAAACCAGAGAAACGAGCUCGUGGCAGAAAGCGAACGCCUGCUGAGCCAUCUGAUGCAGGCCGUGCUGAGCCCAAAGCGAAAGGAAGGCGGAGGACUCAGCCCAAAGAUGAGGGCAAAGAGGAAGAAGUUGAGAAUGCCGAGGAGAACCAGGAGAACUUCGAGAUUGAGGCCGAGACCGAGACCAAGCCCACUAGCAGACCAAAGCGUGCUCCCAGAGCAAAACGUGCUGAUCCUGCUGAGGAGGAGAAGAAGCCCAUGGCCAAAGUGGCACCGAAGAGAAAGGCCAAGUCGGCCCCCAAGAGAGCACCGAAGGCCAAGUCCGGCCCCAAGAAAACAUCGAAGGCAGCUGAGGCUGAGGCUGAGGAGUCAAACAAGGAUGAGAUCGAUGCCAAGACGCCCCGAAAAGAGCUCUUCCAGUCAGAUGAAGAAUCAUCUGAUGAGGAGAGUGCACAUGAACGAGUUGACAAGAAAAGUGGGAAGGUGAAGCCUUUGAGCAGCAUCUUUGAGGAGGAUGCACCAGAACAGUGGAGAAGGUCAAGGGCGUCCAAUGAUGGGCCAUCUGCUUCCUCUGCCGCAGCUCCACCACCAGCUCCUGCUGUGAAGCCAAAAGGCAAAGGCCGAGGCAGGAAGGCGGCUAUGAGCCCUAUGGCAAAAAAGCUUGCCAAAAAGCGCAAACAGGCGAUGGAUGAUGUGAUGCAUGAGCAGCUCAAGGAGGAUGCCCAGCUUCAAGGCAUUUUCUGUCAGCAUUUGAAAGCGAUUGGCAGCUUGACCUAUGAUUCUCUCAAGGAGUACCUCGUGACGCAUGCGCCCAAGGAUUGCAACAAAUUCCUCCUUGAUGCUUAUUGGGGAAGGACGGCAUGUGGUGUGAAGUCGAAGGAGCUGGGGGGGAACAACAAGAGAUCCAUGCCGCUUGUGUCCUAUUUUGCCAGCUUUGGCACCGCUUCGACGUGGAAUGUCAACAUGACCCUCACCUAUCUUUCAGCUUGGCUGAUGGCUCAGUGGAUGGAUGACUUGAAGACGGAGGACGUUUCGAACUAUGCUGACCCCACCAGUGAUGUCAAGAGGCAUGAGGCAUUUAUCAAGUACAAUGCCAGUGCUCGACAUUGGCCGCAGAUUGCUGUGGAUGCCUCUGAAGGGGUGCAAAUGGGUGCUGGUAUUUGCUGUACUCUUGGUUAUUUGGACCGAGAUCGAUUCGAAGAGUUGGCAGGAGAUCACUCCACCUUCGCCUUUGUGGAGACCUUUGCAGGUCGUGCGGAGACGACCCGAAUGUUCCGUUGUGCUGACAUGCGGUCUGCUCGAAUGGACCUUCUCUACAUGUCACCUGUGAAAGAUGGUCAAAAUCCCAUGGAUUUAUGCACCCCCUCUGGGUUUGCGACUGCUCUUGCGGUGAUGCUACGUGGAGAUCAGGUGAGCAAAGUUUCUUGGCACAUGCUGCACUAUGGCGGCGAAACACCAAAGCGACACUACGCAAUGUCGAACAGCAGUGAAAUUGGCCACCUGAACCUUGGAAGUUUCAGUAUCAAAAAAUGGAAGGAAUUGAAAGACAGCCUCCAGAAAAAAGGCCAGCACAAACAACUGGUUACGCAUUACCAAGACUCCAAUGGGAAGAAGAGAUGGAAAGGUACGAAGAGUCUGCGUUCAAGUGAGUAG
Cladocopium goreaui is the source of this 2460-nucleotide messenger RNA. Lineage: Eukaryota; Dinophyceae; Suessiales; Symbiodiniaceae. The record is from the annotation of a GenBank genome assembly.